This is a messenger RNA of Amphibalanus amphitrite, 2549 nucleotides long. Its product is annotated as esterase FE4-like. The record is from RefSeq and is a predicted model, not a curated record. The transcript has a single exon. The coding region runs from base 103 to 1788 and encodes 561 amino acids. NCBI's taxonomy places the organism in Eukaryota, Metazoa, Arthropoda, Thecostraca, Balanomorpha, Balanidae.
GGCCGUCCUGGGCGGACGUAUAGGCCGAGUCGUUUCCGGACCGGUGUUAGUCUGUGGCUGUGUGUCGGGGCGGCUGGCGGACAGCGCCGCUCUGCUGCCACCAUGUCGGCUACGGACCUGGCCCUCCUCCUGCUGGUAGUGACCCUGGCCGUCGCCAGCGCAGACCGGCCGAGGGUCAGACUCUCGGACGGAGAGCUGCUCGGUACGACGGAGACCAGCGCGGCCGGCACCCCGUACCCCGCGUUCUACGGCAUACCGUACGCGCAGCCGCCGGUCGGCGCGCUGCGGUUCCGCCGACCGGAGCCGGUGCAGCCCUGGAACGGCACGCGCGACGCCGGCUCACCGUCCGAACCGUGCACCCAGCUCUACGUCGACAGGUUCAGAGGCUCCGAGGACUGCCUGUACGCGAACGUGUACACGCCCUCGCUGCCGGAGGACCCACCGUCCGCUCCCGGUAGACAUGUGGUCGUGUAUAUUCCCGGCGGAGCGUUCAACUUCGGCUCCGGCGGACCCGGGCAGCUCGGCGGCGGCCGCUUCGUCGACGAGGGCAUCAUCCUGGUCACCUUCAACUACCGCGUGGGGCCGUUCGGCUUCCUGACCACCGAGGACGAGGCGGCGCCGGGCAACUACGGCCUGCACGACCAGGUCUUGGCGCUUCGCUGGGUGCGGGACAACAUCGCGGCGUUCGGCGGUGACCCGGACCGAGUGACCCUGGCUGGGGAGAGUGCCGGCGGUGCCUCCGUCCAUCUGCACAUGCUGUCGCCGCUGUCGCGAGGCCUCUUCCAGCGGGCCAUCUCGCAGUCAGCCACGGCGCUGUCGUUCUGGGCGCUCGGCGAGGGGCAGCGCACCAAGGCGGAACAGGUGGGCGCGGCGCUCGGCUGUCCCGUGAACCGGUCGGCCGAGCUGGUGGACUGUCUGCGCGAGGCGUCCGCGCAGAGUAUCGUGGCCACCCUGGAGCCGGCCUUCCGCCGCUGGUCCAUCUACCCGAUGGUGUUCGCGUUCCGGCCGCGCGUGGAGCGCGGUGUGCCGGGUGCCUUCCUGCCCGACUCGCCGCGCCGCCUGCUGGAGCGCGGUGAGGUGGCCGACGUGCCCUGGCUGGUCGGCUUCAACAGCGACGAGGGCGGCACGUUCGGCUCCUUCAGCCUGCUGAACGCCUCCGCCCUGGAGAGCCUGCGCCGCAACCCGGACACCAACGGACCUGUCUGGCUCGGUCUGGAGACGCAGCGCAACACCAGUGCUCUGUACGAGGCGAUCAGACAGUUCUACUUUGGCACGCAGCGUCCGGGCCUCACCACAGCCGCCCAGUUCAUCCAAGCUGAGGGCGACCGCUACUUCGCCAGCGGCGUGGACGUGGCGGUGCGGCUGCAGGCGCGUCACAGCACCGCGCCCGUCUUCAAGUACGUGCUGGAGGAGGUGCCGGAGACGUCGUUCCCGGCGCUGCUCGCCCAGAAGGCGGGCAACUCGGAGCUGCCGUUCUUCCCGUGGGGUGUGUCGCACAAGGACGACCUGCGCUACCUGUUCACCGGGCCGCGGUUCCCGGCCAGCCGGCGGGACGGAGAGUUCGCCACCAAACUGACCAGCGUCUGGUCCGGCUUCAUCCGCACCGGCCGGCCGCAGUCCGCCCUUCUGAACGUGUCCGCGUGGAAACCUUACAAGGAGAGGCAGGACAACCACAUGCGCCUCUCCUCGAGCCCGCGGCCCGACACGGGAGCGUACCAGAAGCGAAUGGAGUUCUGGCGGUCUCUGCCCAUUGACGAGGACUGGAACCCAACGAAACAAGCGGAAUAAAUCGAAGGCAGUGUCUGACGUGUAUGACGGUUAAUGGUUAUUCGUUAUAAGUUAGCCGUUAAAAAGCCUACUUCCAACGUCGCUCUGACGUCCAAUACUACAUAGUACCAUAAAGGCAGCAAUGCAUUAUGAAGACGAAUUUACUUUCAAUAGGUGAGUAGUUAGUAAAGCCCUGCAACUGUACUUUCCAGCUGUAACAUCCAUUUCGCUGUAACAUCCAUUUUCGUUUCGUUGCUAUGACUGGCCCUUUGAGAGGGAAAUAAACAUCAAACAGCCAACAAACUCGCUGAUUCGCCGGCUCCUCAGAGCCGGCCGUUUUUCGUGUUCGUUGUCUCGACUCUCGGCCCAUUCACCACAGCACAAUACACCACUCAGCGAUACUCGGGCUCUGUGGGUGCCAACUCAGUCUCAGACGGGCUCCACAUCACGAAUAAUAGAGCUCCGAAUCGGCGUCACCGGUCUCUGCCACAAACAGAGCAGGAACGGCGGCCGGCCGGGGCUGAAAGCCUCAGACCAAUGUCGGCGAUCGCUCUUCCGUGGGCCCCGCCGACCCAGAACAGCUGCAACACAUUCCCAAAAUGACCGCUCUGAUUGGUCAUAAUCUGCCAGACGAGUCGCUCAAGUGAUCUUGAAAAGGUUCUGUUUGUUAGAGAUGAUGUUUGCUCCAAGUGUUUGCUCUGCAGGCCUUUUUCGAAGUCAAUAGACUGUCAGUUUUGUUCAUUUAUCAGCAAUAUACGUCGUUCAGAGUGAGUGGGUUUCUA